AUGCCCCGCUUGUCCCGUUGCGCUGUGGCCGUUCUGGCCUUGGUGACUUGGAGAGAGAGCUUCUGCAGGAGCUCCAGGAUAAAGCUGCCAAAGCGCACUUCUCUCCGCGUUGCUCCAGAAACUGUAGAGGCCUUGGAAAUCUUCGGCCUUGACGCUGUCCCAAACUUUCAAGAGUUGCGGCGAGCGUUUCGAAGGUUGGCGGCCAAAACCCACCCAGACGUCACCGGAUCGGCCGAGUCCUUUCGUCGAGUGGUGGAAGCUUACCGACAUCUUCAAAGUGUCGACCCCAGCGGAGGAAAAGAUGCUGUGGAUGAGUUCCUGCAAGAUUGGCUGGAGGAAAGCAAAGUUCCUGGCUGGGGGGACUUCUCUCAGAUCGAGAGGGAUACGGACGAUGAUGGCUGGGCAGGUCGCGCGGCCUUGUUGAACACCUUCGUCAGGAGGCAUGAUGCCGCAGCAGAGGGCGGGGUUCAAGAAGGUGAUGUGGUGAUUUAUCGCUUGCUACAACCCCAACAAAAUCGUGGCUGGGGUGUUGGUCGCAUCAUCGCCCUGCAGGUCAACUACAGCAGGAAUGGACCGAAUGGUUUGCUUCACAUCCAACCACUUUGUUCCAGCAGCCGAGCUCGGAACCUUCUUGAAGACGACCUCUAUGCGGAGAUCGCCAUUACGCGUGCCACCGAUCGGCUUGAAGUUCUCUCCGAUUGGCAAGAGCUGGAGGAUGGCAGCCUUGAGUUGAAGGAGUUGAGUCGUUCACACGUCCGAGCUGUGCUCUCCGGCAUGGUCUUCCUGGAUGGUUCCGCGUUGGAAUCCUGGAGUUCAGCUCAAGCAGAUGUCAGCCGCCUGGCUCGUGCCAGGAAUUUGCUGAUGGAGGUUUGGACCUGGGUCUCAGCUGGCUGCAAUGGCAGUUUGACCCUUCAAAGCCUUUUCUGCUGGCUGACUCUGGCCGUUUCCGUGGUGCCACUGGCUCAACAAGCAGUGCGUUUGAAGCCGGUGCAUAGUACUGUGAAGUCUGGGCUCCAACGAGUGGGUCUGGCGGCUCCUCAUCAUCGAGCAAGCUCUGCAGCCAAGGCUUGGACCGCAGCGCUUUUCCUGUUGGACGGCACUGCAGAGGCUUGGUGGUGGUUGAAAGGCAUUCGCAGCUUCGAGAAGGCACCUCGACCUUGGACAGACAGCGAGGAUGGAGGGGUUGGCGUUGCCCAGUCAGCAAGCAAGCCCGAGGAUGUAUGGCAGCAGGGAGAAGACCCAUUUGAUGGUAACGACCCCACUGCUGGAGCACUGGAGUUCGACCGCGACCUGGAUAAGGAGAUUGACGAUGUCCUCAGAGAUGAUGGAUAUCAACUGGACGAGUCGACAUCCCUGCAUCGUAUGCUGAGAGCCAGCGCUCCUGACGUAUCCGUAUCCCCUGCUCGAUCAUCAUUUCCCCAUUGA
Cladocopium goreaui is the source of this 1425-nucleotide messenger RNA. The record is from the annotation of a GenBank genome assembly. Lineage: Eukaryota; Dinophyceae; Suessiales; Symbiodiniaceae.